CCACUCCUCUGGCGCCUGGCCCGCAGAGGGAGCGUGAUGUCCGCCGAGGUCCCGGAGGCGGCGUCCGCCGAGGAGCAGAAGGAAAUGGAAGAUAAAGUGACCAGCCCAGAAAAAGCCGAAGAAGCAAAGCUAAAAGCAAGGUAUCCUCACCUGGGACAGAAGCCCAGAGGUUCCGAUUUUUUAAGGAAACGAUUGCAGAAAGGGCAAAAAUACUUUGACUCUGGGGAUUACAACAUGGCUAAGGCAAAGAUGAAGAACAAGCAACUGCCCACUGCGACCCCAGAUAAGACAGAGGUCACUGGUGACCACAUUCCCACUCCACAGGACCUUCCGCAACGGUAACCAUCCCUUGUCACGAGCAAGCUGGCUGGCUGAUUAAAAGAGCUAAAGUGCAUGGAUCUUCUAAUUCCCUUUAUUCCUCCUUAAUCUAUUACUUACCCACUUUUUACUUCCUUUCAUUCAUAAGUCAUUUGAAACUGACAGCUUUGGAGGCAGCGGUAGUAAGCACUGCCAGUGUAGGGCAUAGACACGUGUAGAGGUUCUGAGUAGCUCACCAGUGCACUGACGGGAAGGACACACUGAGUGACACACAUCAUCUACUUGAACAUAAGUGUACAUAUCACCUAUCCUUAGUGUAGAGCUGGUUCCAAUGAGUAACAAGCAAGUUCUACAAGUUUGUUUUGGCUCCCUUCACCUUAGUGAUAGCCUUGUAUGUUACUCCUAUUUAACAUAACCUCUAUUGUAUGAUUUCUUCUGUAUUUCCUUUUAGAUUUUGUAAAACAAGUUUAAGACCACAAGCUAGAAGAAAGGUCACAUAAUCAGGCACAAAGAUGGGAACUCAGAGGUUUGCAUGAACUUGAAUGGCCUUAAACCCAUUCCAGCUGUAGCAAUAGCGUUUUACUUGGGCAAUAUUUGCCCUUCUGGUGUAACUCUGUGACUUUGGUGCUUACCAGCUGCCACUGAAGCCCACAUUCUUAGUUCUGUAGCAUUAGAGCACUCUCCAUGUAAGCUGUGAAUGAAGUAUGCAUGCGCAUCAACCGUUGGAUUCACUUCUGUGCCAUUUUUGUAAAUACAAUAGUUUUGCACAA
Molecule: messenger RNA, 1088 nt
Organism: Octodon degus (degu)
Lineage: Eukaryota; Metazoa; Chordata; Mammalia; Rodentia; Octodontidae
Product: cAMP-regulated phosphoprotein 19
Exons: 1
Coding region: 37-342 (101 amino acids)
Cellular component (GO): cytoplasm
Molecular function (GO): protein phosphatase inhibitor activity
Source: RefSeq, a predicted model, not a curated record